Messenger RNA from Alnus glutinosa, 2480 nucleotides. Its product is annotated as mannosyl-oligosaccharide 1,2-alpha-mannosidase MNS1. Lineage: Eukaryota; Viridiplantae; Streptophyta; Magnoliopsida; Fagales; Betulaceae. The coding region runs from base 406 to 2103 and encodes 565 amino acids. The transcript is spliced from 14 exons. Gene Ontology annotation, molecular function: mannosyl-oligosaccharide 1,2-alpha-mannosidase activity; calcium ion binding. The record is from RefSeq and is a predicted model, not a curated record. Gene Ontology annotation, biological process: carbohydrate metabolic process; N-glycan processing. Gene Ontology annotation, cellular component: Golgi membrane; endoplasmic reticulum.
CAGGCCCCCCCCCACUGACCAUACUUUGACCAAAAAUCAAAUACCAGAGAUUUUCUCUGCCCGAAUUCCAUGUUCCAUUUUUAUCCAAACCCUCUCUCAACCAACCUCCUCCUCUCCCGUUUGUCUUCUCCCACUCCAGAAACGCACAUCUCACCAAACGUUUCUUUCUUUUUCUGCCUCUGUUUUUCUAAUGCUUUUAGAUUAGAUGUACUGACCUUUACAAUUAUCGCAUCGAAACGUUUCAAUUUUCCUGCUGAGACAGAUUUUAGAUCGGCCAAUACAACACAAAAAUCAAGGAAAUGGUUCUGAAUCUGAAAACUAAAGAGAUCUAAAAGAAAAGAAAAGAAAAGCAAAAAAAAAAAAAAAAAAAAAAAAAAAAAACCCAAAAGCUUUAAGGGAAAGGAAAUGGCAAGGAGUAGCAGAUCGUCGUCUGCAAGCACCAAAUGGAGGUACUGUCACCCGUCGUAUUACCUGAAGAGACCGAAACGCUUGGCUUUGCUCUUCAUUGCAUUCGUUUGUUGCUCUCUCCUCGUUUGGGAUCGUCAGACUCUGGUCAGAGAACACGAGAUAGAAGUUUCCAAGUUAAAUGAAGAAAAGACCCAUCUGCAGAAUUUGUUGAAAGAGCUAGAGAAUACACAUGGUCAGCUUUCCAAGAAAGAGGUUGUUCCAGAUGAUCCAAUUGACAUUCAGCGAAGAGAGAAAGUUAAAGAAGCAAUGCUUCACGCCUGGAGUUCAUACGAGAAAUAUGCAUGGGGCCAAGAUGAACUUCAGCCACAGUCGAAGAGUGGUGUAAAUAGCUUUGGUGGUCUUGGAGCCACUCUAGUAGACUCACUUGAUACAUUAUACAUCAUGGGUCUUGAUGAGCAAUUCCAGAAAGCUAGAGAGUGGGUUGCAAAUUCAUUGGAUUUUAACAAGGAUCAUGAUGCUAGCGUUUUUGAGACAACCAUAAGAGUUGUAGGCGGACUUCUUAGUGCAUAUGAUCUUUCAAGGGACCAAGUCUUCCUCAAUAAGGCUAGAGACAUUGCAGAUAGAUUGCUGCCUGCAUGGGAUACACCUUCUGGGGUUCCUUAUAACAUAAUCAACUUGGUACAUGGAAGGCCACACAACCCUGGAUGGACCGGGGGUGAAAGUAUCCUGGCAGAUUCUGGGACAGAGCAGCUGGAGUUUAUUGCUCUAUCUCAAAGAACAGGAGACCCCAAGUAUCAGCAGAAGGUGGAGAACGUUAUACUACAGCUUAAUCAAACUUUUCCUGCAAAUGGUUUGCUUCCUAUCUUUGUUGAUCCUCACAGAGGAACUGCAAUGCACUCAACCAUAACCUUUGGUGCUAUGGGCGACAGCUUUUAUGAAUACUUGCUCAAAGUCUGGAUACAGGGGAAUAGAACUUCAGCUGUGAAGCAUUAUAGAGAAAUGUGGGAGACAUCAAUGAAAGGUCUGUUAAGCUUGAUUAGGAGAACAACACCAUCAUCAUUUGCGUAUAUUUGCGAGAAGAAUGGUGAUUCUCUGUCAGACAAGAUGGAUGAAUUAGCCUGCUUUGCUCCAGGAAUGCUGGCUUUAGGAUCGUCUGGUUAUGGUCCGGAUGAGUCUCAAAAAUUCUUAUCACUUGCAGAAGAGCUGGCCUGGACCUGCUACAACUUCUAUCAGUCAACACCAACAAAAUUAGCUGGAGAGAAUUAUUUAUUUCGUCCUGGGGGGGACAUGAGUGUGGGUACAUCAUGGAACAUUUUGAGACCUGAGACGGUUGAAUCACUCUUUUACCUCUGGCGUGUUACUGGGAACAAGACAUACCAAGAGUGGGGUUGGAAUAUAUUUCAAGCAUUUGAGAAGAAUUCCCGCAUAGACUCUGGAUAUGUCGGACUGAAAGAUGUUAAUACUGGUGUCAAGGACAAUAUGAUGCAAAGCUUCUUUCUUGCAGAGACUCUCAAGUAUCUCUAUCUUCUUUUUUCACCUUCUUCAGUCAUCUCAUUAGAUGAAUGGGUUUUCAACACAGAAGCUCAUCCUUUGAGAAUUGUGACCCGACAUGAUGGGGAAAGUUUUGGAAAAUCAGAUGGGAAACCUAAACCAAUUGUUAGAUUAGGUGGCAGGAAAGAAGGUCGAGCCGGUUAAUUUAAGUAGCUCUUUAUGAUUUUUGGUCAAACCCCUUUCUGUAAUUUCAGUCUCCAAGGAGAUGGAGAGCUAAAGUUCAUUCAUAGUUACUGAAAUUGGAUGUCAAAGAAUAAUGCAGCUCAACAAUUUCCACUUGUUGGUAGUCGUAUUCUACAGUAAGAUUUACGGGCGCCUUUAUACAAUGAUGGAUUUGUAACAUAGGAAUAGGUCAUUGCCUACAGUUACUGUAAUAUGUUUCAUUGAGUAGGGUGAUAUCUUUUUGAUGGAUAGCCAUUUGUAACUUUUAGAAGAUAAUCUUUAUUGUCCUUUUCCUCACGUUUCCUCUUGGGGGAUCAUUGCUGAAUAAGUCAUUUAGUAAUAUUUGCUUGUUGGUCUCA